GCAGGAACACACUGACUGAGUUUGUGGCGCUGUUGCCAGCUUUGUAGCAUCAUCGCCAUGGAACUUUAUUUGUGCACCCUUUAAUGACGGUGUAUAAAAGACAACGUUUUCGGUUUAAACCACAGAAACGAUGUUUUCGACAAUUCCGUUGUAUUCCGUCGCGCACCAGUGUAUAUGUGAGGGGUACGACAGAAAUAGCAGUUCUUGUCUGCACUUAGGGGGCACUAUGCUCCUUCUGUUUUCAAAUAUGUGUUUGCACCGCUAUACAUUCCAGUUUUUUUAUUUACUAAUAUUAUUAUUGUUAUUGUUUUAGGAUUUCGUCCUUCCAAGCAAUACUUUUUGUGAGCUAGGUGUUGAAUCGCGCCACCUAUGAUGCAUGACCUUUACUUUGCGAGGGCCGGUCCUGGUGGACACCAUUCCUCGUGGAACAAAGAGUUUUCGUGGGCAUCAGGUCUCGUGGGUGAGCAGAGUUGUGAAGUUCACGUCGGCUUGAUUGCACUAGCAAGCGGCAGCGCGUGUGUGCUUGGAAUCGUCCGCUGGCUGCAGUCAAGAGUCCGUGCGCGGAUCCCUAACCCUUCCGACUGCCUAUCGUGAAGUCAUGUUCCAGAGCAGGUGCGGCGUUCCUGCUGGAUGGAUCCGCAAGGUCUGCCAGCGAAAAAGUGGACGCACCGCGGGUAGAUAUGACGUGUACAUUUACAGCCCCCAAGGUCGCAAAUUCAGAUCACGAAGAGAACUGACAGCGUUUCUCGGUUACAUAGGUAGUGGCCUAUCAAUUUCCGAGUUUAACUUUUCCGCUGCAAGAAGGGAGUGCGAGGCCGGCUGUUCUGAUUGUGCGAGCCCGAAAUGUCUGCCGGGUCCCAACGAGGCACCACCACGGGAGCCAUCAGCAGCAGGUGACAAAGCCUCAACAAGCGGGGUUUCUGUGACGAGUGGGAUCAGCGGGCCACUGGCGCCGCUCAAGGAGCACUCGGAGGAGGUGAGUGCUAGGCCUAACGUGGCACCUUCUACUGCCACCGCGUUCGGAAAGGACCCCGACACUAGGGAUGAGCAUGCCGAGAAAGCCAAGGAUGUUGCAAUCGACAAGGAGAUGCAAACUGGAGAAACGCAGGUUAUCGCGGCGAAGACUGACUCAACUCCGUCAGCGGUUCACCUGCUCGAGCGGCAGCCCACAGCUGGGGAAAAGAUGGCGCCUGAGCCGAAAGACGAUCCCGGUCGCGCGAUCGAUGCGUCUCGUGACCAACCACAGCGGCCAGACGAAGCUGAUGGGAAGCCGGCCGUUGAGAACUGUGAACCGAAGGCGAAUCCAAGUCUGGCGCCUCAGCAGAAGAGUUUCGAUGUCAAGAAGACAUCGUCGAAAGAACCUCACCGGCUUGCAAAGGCGACUACUUCCAACUCAAAGCCGAACGCCAAGAAGAAGCUUGGGCUGAAGAGCAAGCUGGAAGCAAGGCGGAAGGAUAGGCUCAUCGUGAGUAGUUCAUUGUUCAAGAAAUUUGAACGGGUCCCGGCAGCUAAAAUACAUUCGACCUCCGAGAAGCAGCGACCUGACGCAAAGAGCGAGCCCCAACCAGGCCCGUCGCUAGAGGGUAAGGAGGAAGGCACGUCUUCCGAACUGUCCAUCGAGCUUGAGGCAAAGCCGACAGUUGAGGCGAAGCAGAACUCCGAGCCCAAGAAACACCCAUGUGAUGCGCCCAUGUGUGACCUCACCGCAGGUGCACAAUCGAAUUUAGAUCAGGUCGAAAAACCUCCCUCAACCAGUGGUGGUCAGCCGCCUGUUGAAAAGAAGCUCAAGACGAAGAAAAAGUUUGCGCUGAAGCGUAAAUUCGUAGAGGACAACGUGCUGUUCACGGAGUUCCACCUCAUCAAGCGUGUGCCUGUAGUUAAGCCGAAAGGUAGCGAGCGAAAGUGAGUGAAAGCAACCAUUUGGGUGAGCAGGCGUUCAGUUUUUGUGUUCGACAGACCGGGAAGAACACGUGAGUGAUGGGAGGUAGGAAUGCAAGCCCGCGUACUACGCGUCGCUGGAUAUGAGGGAGCAAAAUAUCUUCAACCGUGUGUGUUGUGCCUUUUUUUUUUUGUUCUUCCGGGUUUAAGAACAUUUUGUUCUUGUUUUUAUUGUGGAUUGACAAUUAUUGGGUUUCAAUAAAAUUUUGCCAUGUCGAA
This is a messenger RNA of Dermacentor albipictus, 2157 nucleotides long. Its product is annotated as methyl-CpG-binding protein 2-like. The record is from RefSeq and is a predicted model, not a curated record. Gene Ontology annotation, molecular function: DNA binding. Lineage: Eukaryota; Metazoa; Arthropoda; Arachnida; Ixodida; Ixodidae.